AUGCAAAAAUUUGUGCAGACAUCGAAGCGCCUUUACCCUUUUGAUGGAAGUCCUGAUGUCUGUCACCAGUCGCAGAAAACGUGGAUCAAUGAUAUUUGUCCGAGUGUGGACAGCAAUCUCGGAUUUGUGGAGCCAUACCGAGAUCCUUAUGCCGUUUGGGCCGAAUGGGAGGUCGCCAUAUGCGUCUCCGAUCUUGAUGACACAAGUAAGCUGGAUGCUCGGAUUGGGAACCCUGCCAAGUUCAUCCUGCUGCCUUUUUGGGCUCUGCCCGGCGACAAUGGUGGCAAGGGGCCAUUCAAGCCAGGUGUCUUCCAGGCCCCGACCUUCACGAGGUUCAAAGCGUCUCAUUUGUACGAGGCUUGCCUGGGAGGCAAUGAACCUGCUGAACGGGAGUAUGGCAAACUGGGCACCUCGGCUGAGGAAUGUCGCACCAUGCUCGUCUCGUACUUCUUGGCUGACAACAAGGACAUUCUGAAGAUCUUCGGCUACGGUGACCGGAGCACUAGCACUGGCGAUGAGCAUGAGUGA
Molecule: messenger RNA, 528 nt
Organism: Exophiala dermatitidis NIH/UT8656
Lineage: Eukaryota; Fungi; Ascomycota; Eurotiomycetes; Chaetothyriales; Herpotrichiellaceae
Product: dipeptidyl-peptidase III
Exons: 4
Coding region: 1-528 (175 amino acids)
Cellular component (GO): cytoplasm
Molecular function (GO): dipeptidyl-peptidase activity
Source: RefSeq, a predicted model, not a curated record